Spinacia oleracea (spinach) is the source of this 1310-nucleotide messenger RNA. RefSeq lists its product as uncharacterized. Bases 229 to 789 code for a protein of 186 amino acids. The transcript has a single exon. The record is from RefSeq and is a predicted model, not a curated record. NCBI's taxonomy places the organism in Eukaryota, Viridiplantae, Streptophyta, Magnoliopsida, Caryophyllales, Amaranthaceae.
UUCCCAUUCAUCAUCUCAAACAACAACAACAUUUACUUUACUAAACAAAGAACACCACAAAAGUUCAAAAGUUCAUCCUCUUUUUUAAGCAACCAAGAAUACCACAAAAAGUUCAAAGUUCAUCCUCUUUUUAAACAACAACAUUAACUUAAUUACCAAACAAAGAACACCACAAAAAGUUCAAAGUUCAUCCUCCUUUUUAAGCAACCAAGAAAUACAAUCUAAAACAUGGGUAAGAAGAAAAGCUCAUGCGAGGCGGCGGCCCGCCGAGCGUGGCGGCGGCUCCGUAUAACAUUGCUAUGGGCUAGACAAGGCGGGUUGCUAAAAUGCCGGUUAAUGGCCGAGUUAAGGCACAUGCCUAAACAACUCAAAGGCCAUUACAAGAAGUCUAAUAAGGAUAUGAUCCAGUACGGUGAACGUCAGCUUUCGUUUGACGAAACACCAACGAUACACUUUAGGAUGCACCGGCCGUCCUCGUUGAGGUUCAUGAUUCCGUGUAUUACGCCCGAAGUGAAGGAUUUCGAUUACGAUUUUGCGAAUGACGGUUGUGAUGAUUAUGAUGAUGUUAAGUAUAAUGGGGUUUGUGGUGCAAGGAGGAGUUUUUUGAGGGGUAAUAAUGCAGAAGAUUGUGAAGAAGAUGAUAAUGGAGAAUGUGAAGAAGCUGUUGUUUAUGGAGAUUCCGGGAUUGACGACAAGGCGGACGAGUUCAUUGCUAAGUUCUAUGAGCAGAUGAAGUUGCAAAGACAGAUUUCCUAUCAACAAAGGCAUAAUGCCAUUAAAGCACUUUGAAGUAAAGAUGGGUGUGGGCCGGGCCGGGGCUGAGGCCCGACCUGGCAUGAAAAAAAGCCCAGCAAAAAACACAACCCGACACGAGCAUGAAGUCAUGGGCCAUGGGCUUCAUUUUUUUGGGAAAAACACGACAAGGAACGACUCGACACCACAAUUCACGCUAAAUUUAGCUAAAGUAGACUUAGCCAUGAUGGCCCGGCCCGACGAUCUAUGGACCUGGCCCAUGUUUUGAGAUUUUCAGACAGGUCCAGCUCGACACGAAACAGAACGGGCUUGGUGUGGGUGGGCCUGAAGCCUAUUCAGGCCCACUGCCCAUGGGCUCGGUCCAGCCUACAACCAUCUUUAUUUUGAAGAAGAGACCAAAAUACAUACAGUUCGAAGAUUUGUUUCAUUCUUUCUCCUUUUAUCGGAGUUUUUUGUACGCUGAGGCAUUACGGCAUUUUUGUAAAUACCCGAGGGCUUCCCUUCAAAGAGUUUUGCAGUAAAUUUUAUUAAUGAAAAUAGAGAUCACAUUACAUUCA